This is a messenger RNA of Oncorhynchus keta (chum salmon), 5807 nucleotides long. RefSeq names its product protein polybromo-1-like. Bases 684 to 5408 code for a protein of 1574 amino acids. The transcript has 29 exons. The record is from RefSeq and is a predicted model, not a curated record. Lineage: Eukaryota; Metazoa; Chordata; Actinopteri; Salmoniformes; Salmonidae. Gene Ontology annotation, cellular component: RSC-type complex. Gene Ontology annotation, biological process: chromatin remodeling. Gene Ontology annotation, molecular function: chromatin binding; protein binding.
CACUUCCGGCAAUCAUGGGGAGGCGCCUGACUAGCUAACGUUUCAUAUGAAUUGACUUUAGCUAGAUAUACAGUACAACACAUUAUUUUGCUCAGGGAAAUAUAUAACAAUUGAGGUAAGCCUGCUUUGCACUUUGCCUUAAAUUAGUUUAACAAAGUAGCUAACAUUACAACUAGCUUGCUAGUUAUUUGAUCGAAUUUCUGUUUGAGCGUGUAGCGAACAUUUUAGGCGCUCGCCUUUGUUUGUAGCUAGUUAGCUACAUUAGCUAGCUACGCGCUAACGGUCUGCUACCACCGUUGCUCUAUAUUUGUUAUGGUUUAGUUAAAUGAAGUAUCGCUAGAUAGCGAAAUAAACCAAUAGUAUACGAAGAUCUCCGUGUCCCGCGUUUGAAAUACCCAGCUAACAAACUAACGUGAGCAUAAACGUAUAACUAGCGGCUACAUAGCAAGCUAAGUAGUUAGUUCGCUAACAACUUUAAAGGGAACAUGGUCAUAUUUGCGUUGAUGUCAGUUCGUCUCAACAAACAAUUAUGUAAGGUUACAGGGCUCGUCAGUGUGUAUAAUAUAUUAUACAGUAAGUUGCAGAGUUAACGUUACCUAGCCACCAAGCUAACGCGGUGUGUUUUUUUUAAAUAAAGGUGAAAUAAAUAAAAAAUAAAUAAAAAAUUUAAGGUACCACCAGUUAUGCAAAUGAGUUCGAAAAGAAGAAGGGCCACCUCUCCCUCCAGUAGUGUGAGCGGAGGGGACUUUGACGAUGCAUCCUCCACUCCUGGAAGCGGACGAAAAAGACGAAGAGCCUUUAAUGUUCCUACAGUAGACCCUAUUGCUGUGUGCCAUGAGUUGUACAACACUGUCAGGGACCACAAGGAUGACCAGGGGAGGCUGCUUUGUGAGCUGUUCAUCAGGGUACCAAAGAGAAGGAACCUGCCAGACUACUAUGAGGUGGUGUCCCAGCCCAUAGACAUGACCAAGAUCCAGCAGAAGCUCAAGUCAGAGGAUUACCAAGAUGUGGAGCAGCUCACUGCUGAUUUCCAGCUUAUGUUCAACAAUGCCAAGAACUACUAUAAGGCUGAGAGUGAAGAGUACAAGGCAGCCUGCAGGCUGUGGGAACUCUAUGUUCACAUCAGGAAUGAGUUUGUGCAGCCAGGGGAUGGUGAUGAAGAUGAUGACGAUGGUGAAGACAUGCUGGAUAAUCCUGCUCUCUCUACUGAAGAUGAGACUCCACCGAGCUGCCUGAAGGAGGUUUUGGAGCAGCUGUUGGAUGCUGUGGUGUCAUACACGGACACAUCAGGACGGGUCAUCAGUGAGCUCUUUCAGAAGCUGCCUUCCAAAAUGCACUACCCAGACUACUAUGCCGUUAUCAAGGAGCCCAUUGAUCUUAGAGCCAUCGCUCAGAGAAUACAAAUUGGGUACUACAAAAGUGUCACCGCCAUGGCCAAGGAUGUUGACCUUCUGGCGAAAAAUGCAAAAACAUACAAUGAACCAGGAUCUCAGGUUUUUAAGGAUGCUAACACCAUCAAGAAGGUCUUUAUCCAGAGAAAGACUGAGAUCGACCAUGCUGAGCCCACUAAGACCAGUGUCCGCAUCAGGAACCGGAGGUCAGCCCAAGGAGACCGUCUCUCUGCCAUCACUCUGGCUCUGCAGUACGGCUCAGAGAGUGACGAGGACGCCCUGCUCUCUGGCUCUGUGCAUUAUGACGAGGGUGAGUCUGAGGCGGAGUGCCUGAGCUCCAGUAUGGACAUGGGUAACCCAGUGUUCCAGCUAUAUGAGGCUGUGAGGGGGGUCAGGAACAGCCAGGGACAGCUCCUCUCUGAACCCUUCCUCCAGGUGCCCUCCAGGAAAGAAUACCCUGACUACUACCAGCAGAUCAAACAGCCCAUCGCCCUCCAGCAGAUCAGGGAGAAGAUGAAGAACGGGGAGUACCAGAGCGUGGAGCAGAUGGACUCUGACCUCACUCUGAUGUUUGAGAACGCUAAGCGCUACAACGUGCCCAACUCGGCCAUCUUCAAACGGGCCCUGCGGCUGCAGCAGAUCCUGCUGAUGAAGAAGAGGGAGCUGUUGAGGAGAGGCGAUGAAGAGGAUCAGGACAGCAUUCUGUCCUCUGACACAGGAACUGGCAGUGCUACCAAGAAGAAAAGCCAUAAGAAGAAUGUGAAGAAGAACCGUAUGAAGGCUCUGUAUGCUGCAGUGACUGAAGCCAGAGAGGCAGGGACCAACCGGAGGCUCUGUGAUCUGUUCAUGGUGAAGCCCUCCAAGAAGGAUUACGCAGACUACUACAAGGUGAUCCUGGAGCCCAUGGAUCUUAAGACCAUGGAGCAUAACAUCCGCUCAGAGCGCUAUGCCACCGAAGAGGCCCUUAUGGACGACAUGAGGCUGAUGUUCCGCAACGCACGCCACUAUAACGAGGAGGGAUCUCAGGUUUAUGAUGAUGCUGACAUCCUGGAGAAGAUUGUGAAGGACAAGCGGAAGGAGCUAGGAGCUUCUCCUGAGGAGGGCACUGACAACUUGGGAUCUCCUAAGCUCAAACUAAGAAAGAGUGGCGCGUCUCCUAAGAAGUCCAAUAAGUACCUGACCCCGCUGCAGCAGCGCCUCAAUGAGCUGUAUGAUGCUGUGAGGAACUACACAGAUGGCAGGGGGCGACGUAUCUCCACCAUCUUCUUGCGCCUUCCGUCCCGCGCUGAGCUGCCUGACUACUACUCCACCAUCAAGAGGCCCAUCGACAUGGAGCGCCUGCGCAGCCACAUGGCGGGCGGACGUUAUCAGGACGUGGAUGCACUUGUGGAAGACUUUGCCCUGAUGUUCAACAACGCCUGUACCUACAACGAGCCAGAGAGCCUGAUCUACCGUGACGCUCUGCUUCUCCACCGUGUGCUCCUGGAGACCCGCAGGCUGCAGGAGGGAGUGGAGGAGGGUGGCUCGCCCCCUGCUGUGGGGCCUCUAGUCAGGGAGCUGAUCAGGAACCUGUUUAUGUCUGUGCUUGGACACCAAGACGAGGAGGGGAGGUGUUACAGCGACUCACUGGCUGAGAUCCCUGCCCAGGACCCAGCCAGCCCAGAGAAGCCUCUGCUCAACUUUGACGUGAUCCGGGCCAACGUGGAGCGAGGACGCUACCGCAGGCUGGACGUGUUCCAGGAGCACAUGUUUGAGGUGCUGGAGAAGGCCAGGCGCCUGCACAGGACAGACUCUGAGAUCUUUGAGGAUGCGGUGGAGCUGCAGCAGUUCUUUAUAAAGAUCAGAGAUGAGCUGUGUAAGAACGGUGAGAUCCUCCUCUCCCCGGCUCUCAGCUACACCUCUAAACACAUGCACAGUGAUGUAGAGCAAGAGAAGAGAGAGAAACUACCCAAGGAGAUGGAGGAGGACAAACUGAAGAGGGAGGAGGAGAAUAAAGAGGAGGGAGAGAAGGCUGAGGACCCAGCUGGGGGAGGUGCAGGGCCAGAGAGGAUGUACAGUCAGGACUGCAGCUUUGAAAACAGCACCUACCACGUGGGAGACUGUGUCUACGUGCAGCUGGCCGAGGCCAACCGCAAGCCUCACAUCGUCUGCAUCGAGCGCCUGUGGGAGGACGAAGCAGGCGAGAAGUGGCUGUAUGGCUGUUGGUUCUACAGGCCCGGUGAGACCUUUCAUCUGGCAACACGCAAGUUCCUCCAGCAAGAGGUCUUCAAGAGUGACUACUUCAACAAAGUACUAGUCAGCAAGAUACUGGGCAAAUGCAUGGUCAUGUUUGUCAAGGAUUACUUCAAGCUGCAACCUGAGGGAGUCAGACCAGAGGACGUGUACGUCUGUGAGUCCCGUUAUUCUGCCAGGAACAAGGCCUUUAAAAAGAUCAAGCUGUGGGCCGUGCCAGCCGCCGUGAGGUUUGUCCCUCGGGACGUGCCUUUGCCCGUUGUCCGGGUGGCCUCCAUGUAUGCCAAACGUGAUCAGGAGAAACUGCUGGCCGUGGCUGAUAACGGCAGCCGCAGCAUCGUCGACAAGGAGCGUGAGGAUGUGCCAGUGGAGAUGACUGGAGGGGAGCCAGGCUGUCCGUACUAUGACCAGCUUCACUACAACAACAUGUGGCUGAAGGUGGGAGACUGUGUCUACAUCCAGUCACAUGAGCUCAUUAAACCACGCAUCGGCAGGAUAGAGAAGCUGUGGGUGCGUGACGGAGCAGCUUUCUUCUUCGGGCCCAUCUUCAUCCACCCAGAGGAGACUGAACACGAGCCCACCAGGAUGUUUUACAAGAGAGAGGUGUUUCUCAGCAACCUGGAGGAGACCUGUCCCAUGACCUGCGUCAUAGGUAAAUGUGUGGUGUCGUCCUUUAAGGACUACCUGUCGUGUCGGCCCACUGAGGUGUCUGAGGAGGACGUGUUGCUGUGCGAGAGCCGCUACAUCGAGAGUGAGAAGCAAAUGAAGAAGUUUAAAGGCCUGAAGCGCUUCUCCCUCCACGCUAAGGUGGUGGACGACGAGAUCUACUACUUCAGGAAGUUGAUAGUGCCCCAGAAGGAGCCGUCUCCUCUGCUGAAUAAGAAGAUUGAUGAGUUGGAGAUGAAGCUGGCAGACAUGAAUGAGGGGGAUGAGGAUCUGGAUGACCUGGAGGAUGAAGACGAGGCUCCAGAGACUCCCUCCAUGCCCAUCAUGCAGACCCCUCUGGCAAGCGAUUUGGACAUCAUGCCUUACACCCCUCCUCAGUCCACGCCCAAGGUAAAGGGUGUGUCUAAGAAGGAUGGAGCCAAGAGGAAGAUGAACAUGAGCGGCUACAUCCUGUUCAGCAGUGAGAUGCGUUCAGUCAUCAAGACCCGCCACCCUGAUUUCUCCUUUGGGGAGCUCAGUCGUCUGGUGGGAACCGAGUGGAGGAACCUGGAGGCUCCCAAGAAAGUAGAGUAUGAAGAGCGGGCAGCCAGGGUGGUGGAGCAGCAGGAGAGGGAGAGGGCAGCCCAGCAGCAAGCUUCCCCUAGAGCAGGUACCCCAGUAGGGGCCAUGAUGGGAAUGACGCCUGGUCCAGGUAUGAUGGGUCCUGGUAUGAAUGGCAUGCAAGGAAGUCCCGGAGGCCACCACUACAUGCAACAGCCUGGGAUGCAGGCCCCUCCACCAUACCCAGGCAUGGGCCAGCUAGGGCAACCCUCCCACCUCCAGCCCACGACCCCCAUGUUUGUGGCUCCACCGCCCAAGACCCAGAGGGUGCUCCACUCUGAGGCCUACCUCAAGUACAUUGAGGGCCUGAACGCAGAGAACAACACUGUCAGCAAGUGGGACCAAUCUCUCAAAGCACGUAGGAGAGAUGUCCACCUGUCCAAAGAGCAGGAGAGCAGACUCCCUUCCCAUUGGUUGAAGAGCAAGGGAGCCCACACGACGAUGGCAGACGCACUGUGGCGCCUGCGGGACCUGAUGCUUCGAGACUCACUGAACAUACGUCAGGCGUACAACUUGUAGAAACCUCUAACAGCUGUAUGUGUUCCUGGCUGACUACAUUGCAGACACCUGCCAGAUCUCCAAAAUACUUGGAUAGGUGUUUAACAUAUUAGCUAACCACAUAUCGCACACGACCAUUGGUUGAUUCAAUGCAAAUGUCUGCAAUGUAGUUAACCUGGUACACGACCACUGUCACUGCUCACUGUCCUCGUCGUAGAAUGGACACAGGAGGAAGAAUUAGGUGAUAGAGAAUCAAUAUUUUAUAGUGAAUCAAUCAUGGAUUUUUAUAUUUUAUUUUAGAGCAGAAUAAGCUUAGGUUUGUAAUUUCUUUAUUUUGUAUCAUGUUUGUGAAGAUUUCUCAAUGUAAGUUAAUGUUCUUAGCCACUUAGUCACUGACAAAAUAAAUUUGCUGAGAACAUU